Molecule: messenger RNA, 1599 nt
Organism: Lithohypha guttulata
Lineage: Eukaryota; Fungi; Ascomycota; Eurotiomycetes; Chaetothyriales; Trichomeriaceae
Exons: 2
Coding region: 1-1599 (532 amino acids)
Biological process (GO): cell adhesion
Molecular function (GO): carbohydrate binding
Source: RefSeq, a predicted model, not a curated record
AUGCGAUUUCUAACAUGGAACCAGGAUGGCCAGAUUGUCCUCUCCAGGAAAUACAAUAGUCGCGAGGAUAAGCCACCAUAUGCCAUCUUAUCACACACAUGGGAAGAAGACAACGAAAAGGAAGUCAAAUAUAACGAAGUCGGGACAGCAGCAGGAGCUAAGAAGCCUGGAUGUGCCAAAAUUCAGUUCUGCGCGGAGCAGGCGGCAGAAGAUGGCAUCGACUACUUUUGGAUAGAUACCUGCUGCAUCAACAAGGCUGAUCUUACAGAAUUGAGCGAGGCCAUCAACUCUAUGUUCAGAUGGUACCAGAACGCGGAGAAAUGCUAUGUCUAUCUGUCUGAAGUAAAGAGUGAACCAGGUUGGGAGUUUGCCUUCAAAGACAGUCGCUGGUUCAAGCGAGGGUGGACACUGCAGGAACUUCUUGCUCCACAGGAGGUCGAGUUCUUCUCGUCUGACAAAAUGAAGUUGGGAAGCAAGGCGUCACUUAUCACGCAGAUUCAUGAGAUCACCGAAAUCCCCGAGUUGGCGCUACAUGGAGAGCCUCUCUUACAAUUUCCGCCUGCGGAAAGACUACGCUGGGCUAAAGACCGCAAGACGAGUGUAGAAGAGGAUGAGGCUUACUGCCUACUCGGCAUAUUUGGUGUCUUUAUGCCACUGAUAUAUGGCGAGGGUAGCCAGCAUGCCAAGGCACGGCUGAAGAAGGAAUACCACAGCAUACACUUGACGCAGCCACAAGUGGUCAAGUUGCACGAUAGUGGGAAUCUCAGCAACAGAUUGUUCCAUCGCGACCAAGUCAAUUCAAGCAAAACGGAGAUCUCAAUCGGCUUGACAGACAUGUGGGAGAAGAUGGGCUUCGGAAGGAAUAUUCGGACACGAGCGAAUGCUUCCUCUUCAAACUGUUUGCUGACGAUCGAUUCUUGGCCCGAUACUGUGCUGUUUAGGGCUGGAAUCACGUUACUAGCUCUUUCACAAGAUAACCGGGACUUUCAAGUGGGAGCCUGGUCCAAUAGCUUCCCAUGCGAUUGGCCACGUUCUACUACCAAAUUUCCAUCGCCUUUUGAAGAGCCUCCAAGAGUGCUUGUUUGGUUAUCGGGUUUCGACGCCGGUGACACGCAGAAUCUCCGCAUUGAUGCGACCGUUACAGAUAUAACGCCAGAGUCUUUCCAGCUCCAUGUCACGCCGUGGGAUGCAAGCAAGCUAUAUUUCGCGAGUGCGACUUGGAUAGCUUACAGAGCUGACCUAAAAGGUGUUGCAAGUGGUACAAUUGCCACUUUGAAUUACAGGGUCAACACGAAAAUUGUGGCUUCAGAUGAUGGUAUCGUAAAGUUUGAGAAGCCCUUUCCGAGAGCACCUAAAGUGGCUAUUGCCGUGAAUCGUUUAGACUACUCGGUUCACCGUGACCUAUGUUUUCGAGCUUAUGUGGACAACGUGACGGCUGAUGGUUUCCAGUGGAAGAUGAGUCACGAGUUCAAUGCUGUUUGCUUCACGGCGGGCCUCAGUUGGAUAGCACUUGACACGAUGGAUGUUGAUGUCGAUCUCUAUCAGGCUGCCUUCAGCAGAGGAGGCCGAGAUUGGGAAUGCACCAAGAAGAACUCGUGA